This is a messenger RNA of Lathyrus sativus (Indian pea), 930 nucleotides long. Lineage: Eukaryota; Viridiplantae; Streptophyta; Magnoliopsida; Fabales; Fabaceae. The record is from the annotation of a GenBank genome assembly.
AUGGCUUCUGAUUCAAGAAAACGUACAUUGGAGGCUUUGGAGAGAAGAAUUCAAACCGAACAUAUACUUGAAGAAAACAAAAACCAAAAGACAAAAGUUGAACAUGUCAAAUCAACUAACAAAAAGGCUAAAAUUGAACAUGUUAAAUCACCUAUUCUUGCACCUUCUACUCCUAUUGAUUCUUCCUCCCAUGCUUCUCGUCCAUCAUCGGAUCCACCCAACAAAGCGAAUUUCAGUCUUUUUGGUCGUGCCAUUUCACAAGACAAUGAAGAUGGUCCGGAAUAUGCCCAACUUUCUGUGACUGUAGAUGAUAAUCUGCUCACAACUAAGCGGGAGUCUUCUUUUGAAAGAGGAUGUUCAGUUUCAGGAAUAUUGCAUGAACUUCUUAAGAAGGGAGAUGCAGCCCAAAAGUAUAUGCAAGGAUCUAGGAGUAUGAAAAUCGACAACUGGAUUCUUCUUGAUAAUUAUGUACAAGGACGUGCAUUUUCUUCAUCUUCUCAAACUAGAGCUUUGCAAAUUCAUUCAAAACGUUCUAAGAAGCACUUGUCCAUGAAACAACAUAAAAAACACGGAUCAUUCAAUCUUCCUCGAGAGUUCCAUAAAUUUGAUAUUUUCAAGCCAAUGCAUGAAAUGUGGAAAGACUAUAUAAUGCUGUUGCUUAAAUCCACUGGGAAAAAUCAAUUGGCUCAAUGUCUCCUCGGUGCAGAUCUACACGGUGCUAUUAUUUUAGUUGUGGAGUGUAAACUAACCCAUUUUACUGGAACCGGUGGCAUAAUGAUUCGUGAAACUGCAGAAGCUUUUGGGAUAAUUACUGAAAAUAAUAAAUUUCGAGUUGUUCCGAAGAAGGGUUCUGUAUUUAGACUCCAAGUUGAUUGCUGGAAAGUCACACUACAUGGAGAUAAACUUGAUUCAAGAAAAGUUGGAUUAUGA